GACGUGCGGCGCAGCGGCCCGCGGCGGCGCAGGAUCUGGGGCGACGGGGGGCCGCGGACAGCAGGACGCAGGCGCCGGCGGAGAAGUAGGUCCCGGGAACGGCGCUCAACAAAGAGCGGGGCCGACCCCCUCAGGCGGAGCUGCGGACCGAGGCUCCAUGUUGGGAAGCGGCCCCACUCGCCCUCGUUAGCGGGAAUCGGGGCGCCGGGGGCUGAGCCGGCGGGGGCCGGGCCCUGAGCGAAGAUGGAGGCCCCGCUGCGGCCUGCCGCGGACAUCCUGAGGCGGAAUCCGCAGCACGACUACGAGCUGGUCCAGAGGGUCGGCAGCGGCACCUACGGGGACGUUUAUAAGGCCAGAAAUAUACAUACAGGAGAGUUGGCUGCAGUAAAAAUCAUCAAAUUGGAGCCUGGAGAUGAUUUUUCUUUGAUUCAACAAGAAAUAUUUAUGGUUAAAGAAUGUAAACAUUGCAAUAUUGUUGCCUACUUUGGAAGCUAUCUCAGUCGGGAGAAACUAUGGAUUUGUAUGGAAUACUGUGGUGGUGGAUCACUUCAAGAUAUUUACCAUGUUACUGGACCAUUAUCAGAAUUGCAGAUAGCCUAUGUAUGCAGAGAAACAUUACAGGGCCUUGCCUAUUUGCAUACUAAAGGGAAAAUGCAUAGAGAUAUCAAAGGUGCAAACAUUUUAUUGACUGAUCAUGGUGAUGUAAAAUUAGCUGACUUUGGUGUGGCUGCAAAAAUAACAGCUACCAUUGCAAAGAGAAAGUCUUUCAUUGGCACCCCUUACUGGAUGGCCCCAGAAGUUGCAGCAGUAGAGAAGAAUGGUGGAUACAACCAACUCUGUGAUAUCUGGGCUGUAGGAAUAACAGCAAUUGAACUUGGAGAACUUCAACCACCUAUGUUUGAUCUUCAUCCAAUGAGGGCCCUUUUCUUAAUGUCAAAAAGUAAUUUUCAGCCUCCAAAACUAAAGGACAAAACAAAAUGGUCAUCAACAUUCCAUAAUUUUGUCAAAAUUGCACUGACCAAAAACCCAAAAAAAAGACCAACUGCUGAAAGACUUCUGACUCAUACUUUCGUAGGGCAGCCAGGUCUCUCUAGGGCCCUGGCAGUUGAACUGUUGGACAAAGUGAAUAAUCCAGACAACCACGCUCAUUAUUCUGAAGGAGAUGAUGACGACUUUGAGCCCCAUGCAAUCAUUCGUCAUACCAUUAGAUCUACAAACAGGAAUGCCAGAGCUGAACGGACAGCUUCAGAAAUAAAUUUUGACAAAUUACAAUUUGAACCUCCUCUGAGAAAAGAAACAGAAGCACGGGAUGAAAUGGGAAUGUCAUCAGACCCAAACUUUGCAUUACAAUGGAAUCCUUUUGUUGAUGGUGCAAAUACUGGCAAAUCAACCUCAAAACGUGCAAUACCGCCUCCCUUACCUCCUAAGCCAAGAAUAAACAGUUAUCCUGAAGACAACCUUCCAGAUGAAGAAAAAUCAUCAACUAUAAAACGUUGCCCUGAUUCAGACAACAGAGUUCCCCAAGUUCUCAGAAGACAGAGUAGCCCAAGUUGUGGUCCUGUAGCAGAGAUUUCCUCUAUUGGAAAUGGUGAUGGAUUUUCAAAACUGAUUAGUGAAAACACAGAAGGAUCAGCACAGGCACCACAGUUACCACGAAAAAAGGACAAACGAGAUUUCCCUAAACCUGCUAUUAAUGGCCUUCCACCCACCCCCAAAGUGCUGAUGGGAGCGUGUUUUUCCAAAGUUUUUGAUGGUUGUCCUUUGAAAAUUAAUUGUGCAACUUCCUGGAUACAUCCUGAAACAAAAGAUCAGUACAUUAUUUUUGGAACUGAGGAUGGUAUUUACACAUUGAAUCUCAAUGAGCUACAUGAGGCAACAAUGGAACAGCUGUUUCCGCGGAAAUGUACUUGGCUCUAUGUUAUCAAUAAUACUUUAAUGUCAUUAUCAGAAGGAAAAACCUUUCAGCUGUACUCUCAUAAUCUUAUAGCUUUGUUUGAACAAGCCAAAAAGCCAGGAUUAGCUGCCCAUAUUCAAACUCAUAGGUUUCCAGACCGCAUACUACCAAGAAAGUUCGCUUUAACAACAAAGAUUCCUGAUACAAAAGGCUGCCACAAAUGUUGCAUAGUCAGAAAUCCUUACACAGGACACAAAUACCUCUGUGGAGCUUUACAGUCUGGAAUUGUUUUACUUCAGUGGUAUGAGCCAAUGCAGAAAUUCAUGCUGAUAAAGCACUUUGAUUUUCCUUUGCCAAGUCCCUUGAAUGUUUUUGAGAUGCUGGUAAUACCAGAACAGGAAUACCCUAUGGUCUGUGUAGCUAUUAGCAAGGGCACUGAAUCAAAUCAGGUAGUUCAGUUUGAGACAAUCAAUUUGAACUCUGCAUCUUCAUGGUUUACAGAAAUUGGUGCAGGAAAUCAACAGUUAGAUUCCAUUCAUGUGACACAGUUGGAGAGAGAUACCGUUUUAGUGUGUUUAGACAAAUUUGUAAAAAUUGUAAAUCUACAAGGAAAACUAAAAUCAAGUAAGAAACUGGCCUCUGAGCUAAGUUUUGAUUUUCGCAUUGAAUCUGUAGUAUGCCUUCAAGACAGUGUACUGGCUUUCUGGAAACAUGGAAUGCAGGGUAAAAGCUUCAAGUCGGAUGAGGUUACCCAGGAGAUUUCAGAUGAAACCAGAGUUUUCCGCUUAUUAGGCUCAGACAGGGUUGUCGUUUUGGAAAGUAGGCCAACAGAAAACCCUACUGCACACAGCAAUCUUUACAUCUUGGCUGGACAUGAAAAUAGUUACUAAGCAACAGAGACUGAUCGCAAAUGACAGGAAAAUGAAUAUGCUCUAUUGAAAACAAAAAUAUUUUAAGGAUAUUCAGUACAACCUACACUAUGAUUUGCUUUACUGUUAUGGGUUAUAUCUUGAAUGAUCUGUACUUUAAGGUAGAAUUCAAUAUUUUCUGUAGCUGGAAACAGCUAUUCUAUCUCUUGCCACUGUGUGGUGGUUAUAUCAAGUUUGCUUAAUAAAAGCUAUGAGACAAAUAGUCCUCUAGUUCCAGGAAACACAGUCUUUUAAAAAAAAAAUUAUGUUUGUAACAAGGGUGCCAUGAUAUUUUUAGAUUACAAUUUAUGUGAUUAUUUUCAGAUAGACAAAUUUAUUGAGUUUUGUCAUUUUAUACCAUGUUUUAUUCUUUUGUAAUGAACAUUUGAUAAAGAAAUUAUCAAGUAAGCUUUUCACUUUUCCAAGGGCCAUUCUGUAUGUUUUUGUAAAAUAGAAUAUUUAAUCCUUAUUUAUUAAUCUUUUGCUGGAGUGGUGUAAUGUAUCUAUCUAUCUAACUUUUGGCAAAGGGUGGUUGCAGCUUAAAUUUUUUUAUAAUGUAUGAAAAUUUUGUUUACUUUUUAAGAGUAGUCUUAGGGAUGUUUAAACACAUUGUAAAAGUUCAGUACAUACAUUCAAUUUUGUCUAACACAGUAUUUAGUAAUAUAGUGUCAUGCAGACUUGCUAUAAAAGAGUUUUGUAUCUUCAACUAUAAAUAGUUGUAGGGACUCAUACAGACGAUAUUAAUGAUUAUUGAAAUAUUGUUAGAAGCAGUGUGUAUAUCUAAAUGUGACUACCAUGUGUAUGUAUUCUUGACAAGCAGUAUAAUACAUCUGUGAUUUUUUUUUAUAUUAGGGACAGUGCAUAAGAAAUUAAUCAUUAUAUAUUAUCAUCCCUAAUGGGAGGGGGGAGUAUUUAUCUGCCCGUGUUAUGUAUUUUACUUAUACUAUGCCAGAGGGGACACUGUAAAAGGAACUACAUGUUUUAUCUUGGGUUUUUCACAUAUUCACUUUGAGUAGAUUUAAGAAAAAACAUCUUUAAGUGAAAUUGAAUUCCUGAUGGGAUAGUAUUAGUAAGUAUUAUAAAAACCAGUAUUCUAAAAAUAAGAACAGAUAGGGCCAUUUUUGAGUUUGUUUCUCUGUUGCUAUUAUUAACAUUCAAAUAUAAAGUGUCACUUUGGUACCUGUUACCCUAAUGCAUUUACUGAGAAUAGUUAGCAUUAUGGUCAUGAACAGGGGGUUAACAGUAGCAAAUUGUGGGUUUAUUCUCACCAGUUACUUAAGAGGAAAACAGUAUAACUGUCGCAACAACUCAAUAAAAUAGGUAGUAUUAUCAUCUCCAUGUCUCAUAUGAGGAAAUAAGGGGUUGGCAAGGUUAAGAGAUUGACCCAAUUCACACAGCAAGUAGUUGAGCCAGACCAUGAGUCUUGUGACUCUGUUCUUUUCACUAUGCAAUAUACAAACAAUAAAAUAUUAUACAAAUGAAA
Messenger RNA from Condylura cristata (star-nosed mole), 4285 nucleotides. It is a transcript of the gene MAP4K5, whose product is annotated as mitogen-activated protein kinase kinase kinase kinase 5. The record is from RefSeq and is a predicted model, not a curated record. The transcript has 33 exons. Lineage: Eukaryota; Metazoa; Chordata; Mammalia; Eulipotyphla; Talpidae. The coding region runs from base 244 to 2784 and encodes 846 amino acids. Gene Ontology annotation, biological process: protein phosphorylation. Gene Ontology annotation, molecular function: MAP kinase kinase kinase kinase activity; ATP binding.